UGAACCACACGCCAGUUGAUCUGGGGCUGUCGUGGUCCGUUUUUACAGUAACCAGUAUGUCACUCCGUCUCAUGUUUCUCGCUCUUCUGUUCGGAAUUAUAUCGUUGGUCAUCGGUUUGAAUCCAGCGAAGUCUAAGGAGGGUGAGCCAGGAACUAGAGGGUGCCCGAAUCCUCCUACGCAGGUGAACUUCAACCUUAACAAGUUUACUGGGAACUGGCAUGAACAUUUUACACUGAUACCUGCCAAAUCUUUCAGUCACGUUCCCCUGGAAUUUAAGUGUCCUACAACUGAAAUCGUCCUAUACCCAGGCAGCACCACAAACGGUAGCAUUCGGGUCAACUCCAUACAACGCAAGACCGGAUACAAGGCGGUUGUAAAUGGAAACAUUCUUACUCCUGACCCCAAAGAGCCAGCUAAGCUCGCUGUGAAGUUUUCUCCGGGAUCAGUACUUGCAAGCUAUUGGGUCCUAGCUACAGACUACUUGAGAUUUGCCCUGGUGUAUUCAUGCAGUCCAAAUCCUAUUGUUCCGGUCUAUUUUGAAGAGCAUAUAUCCGUGCUGACGAGAAAGACGGGGGAGUUACUCGGUUCGAUCCACUACACGAUCGAGAGGCUGACGGAGGCGCACUUCAAGGACAGAAAGCUCCGUACAGUGUUGUCAGAUCAGACAAGAUGUGGCACUGUGAAGCUCUCGAAAAAAACAUUUUUUUCAGAUAUAGUUUAAAGGUACUGUUAUAUCAAGCAAAAGUAUCAAGAAUUUUGCGUGGAAAUAUGUUUUGUGGUUAGUUUGUAAGAUUAAUUGCUGAUAAACAGCUAUUUGAUUGGUUUAUAUACCCAUUUAUCACGCCAUAAAUCGAACAAAUGUAUAAUAAAUGUAUAUAUAAUAAAACAUAUAUA
This is a messenger RNA of Mizuhopecten yessoensis (Yesso scallop), 895 nucleotides long. Its product is annotated as apolipoprotein D-like. The record is from RefSeq and is a predicted model, not a curated record. NCBI's taxonomy places the organism in Eukaryota, Metazoa, Mollusca, Bivalvia, Pectinida, Pectinidae. The transcript has 5 exons. The coding region runs from base 57 to 722 and encodes 221 amino acids.